UUACAAGAAAUCGAGUUCGGCCGUUUUUUCGUGAGAAGGAGGAGACGGACGUCGACCGUUCACUAUAUAAACAACUGACAUUCAUGUCUCUGGCUUUAGUUUCCCGUUUGGAUAUAUUUGAUAAACAAAAAAUAAAGCAGAGACAACAACCAAUACUCUGAGACAGCCAACGUUGGAUUUUUUGAAUUAAUCAGUGGUUGUUUUCGUUUUUGUUGUUAUUCAAAUCAAAGUAGAAGUAAAAGAAUCAAAACAAAAAACGCAAAUAUAAAUAAACAAUCUAUACAACCUAUACAACAACCAAGUGAACUUCAAAGCAAAUAAAUAGAUUGACUGGAAUUGUUUGGAAAAAAAGGUGAAUUAGGAUAUUCAACAUAUCGGAUAAAGAGUCGAAUUAACGAAGCAGUGAAAUGAGUGGAAGAGAUAAUCGUGGUAGCGGGCAUCAGCCCUUGGGCAAUGCCAUGGGCAAAUUAAAAGAUCGACUCUCCAGGGAGGAGCAACCAUAUCAGCGUGUGGAUUUGGAUGAAGGCACUUUGUCAACCUCAAAUACUGCUACCAGCCUUGAUACUAUUCUACCCGAGGAUCCUUUUCUAUUUCCCUCACACAACAGACCAACAGCCCCGAGUACACAGCAACAACAGCGUCAACGUUUUGAGGCUGAAUUCCCUUUGCAGUUUGGUCCCAUCAUUGAGGCAGAUGAUAUCAAUGAACCUCCUCUGCCCAUAAAUCCAAAGGUGAAAAAUACUCAAGAGCCUUUACCAUUGCCGCUGCCACCACCGCCUUCAUCGCAUUCACAUCGUGAUCAACACACACGCAGUGUUGUGUCCACAGAAGAUUUGCAGCGCAGUAAAUCUUCUCUAAAGGGUUCCCGGGUGUCAUUUGAGAAGCGGGGCGGUGAUGAGAGCAGUGAAGACGACAGCUUUGAGGAGCGUCGCACCGGAUUUCAACAACAAAAGGCUGUCAGUAGUGUCGAUCACCGAGGUAUACUUAAGGAUCUAAAAACCAUUUUGGCCAAUGACAAUCGCCGUCAAUUUCAAUCGAAAAAACAUGUAUCACUCGAUUUGAAGGGAACACGAUAUCUCAAGGAUCUCCUAAAAGAAUCAUCAUCAGAGGAGGAGUUUCGCAAAAAUCGUCGUGAAUUUCAGGGCCGCAAACAUCAAAGUUUGGAUCCUCGUGUCUCAUUCAAAUUGGAAAAAGUAUUACAAGGUUCCAGCACAGACAGUGAUGAGGAAAAUGAUGAUGUGGAACACAAACGUUUGAUAUAUCGUCCCAAGGACAUAACAAAGCCAGUGGUUAUCGAUUUGAAAGACUUGGAGAGUGAGAGUGAAGAAGAUUACGUCUCGUCGAGGCAGCACUUUCAACAGCAACGUUCCAUCAGUACAGAUUCAAGGAAAAGUAUACGUUUUUACGAAAUGGAUGAAAUGGGUCGUAAAAAGGGUGAAAAUCUGCGCCAAGCUGUACCCUUUGUUAGACAAAUUACCGAAGAUGGCAAACCAAAGCUGGAAGUUUAUAGACCAACGACAAAUCCUAUAUUUAUUUGGACACAGGUAUUGGCCGCCUUCAGUGUUUCUCUUGGCUCAUUGGUUGUGGGCUUUUCAUCGGCCUACACUUCACCCGCCUUGGUUUCCAUGACUGAUCGAAAUAUUACCUCAUUUGAAGUAACACCACAGACGGCCUCCUGGGUUGGAGGUUUAAUGCCCUUGGCUGGUUUGGCUGGUGGUAUUUGUGGUGGACCCUUAAUUGAAUACUUGGGGCGGCGAAAUACAAUUCUCGCCAUAGCCGUACCAUUUAUUAUAUCAUGGCUUUUGAUUGCCUGUGCCAUAAAUGUAGCCAUGGUAUUGGCCGGACGCGCUUUGGCAGGAUUUUGUGUUGGCAUAGCAUCGCUUUCACUGCCAGUCUAUUUGGGUGAAACCAUACAACCAGAAGUGCGUGGCACAUUGGGUCUACUUCCGACGGCAUUUGGUAAUAUCGGUAUAUUGUUGUGUUUUGUGGCUGGUACUUAUAUGGAUUGGUCAAUGCUGGCAUUCCUUGGCGGAGCAUUGCCUGUACCAUUUUUAAUUCUGAUGUUUGUUAUACCUGAAACACCACGUUGGUAUGUUUCACGUAAUCGCGAGGAAAGAGCCCGUAAAGCAUUGGUGUGGUUGCGUGGCAAGGAAGCAGAUGUUGAACCAGAAUUGAAGGGCCUCUUGCGUUCCCAGGCCGAUGACGAACGUCAGGCUAGGCAAAAUCAAUUGAUGGAGUUGCUGAAACGCAAUAAUCUGAAACCAUUGUCGAUUUCAUUGGGUCUGAUGUUCUUCCAACAGUUCAGUGGCAUUAACGCCGUAAUUUUUUAUACCGUGCAAAUUUUCAAGGAUGCCGGCUCAACUAUUGAUGGUAACAUUUGUACCAUUAUUGUGGGUAUUGUGAAUUUUGCAGCCACAUUCAUUGGAAUUGUAUUGAUUGAUCGUUUGGGCAGAAAGAUUCUAUUGUAUAUUUCUGCUGUGGCAAUGACCAUUACUCUAUUUGUUUUGGGUGGUUUCUUCUACUGCAAAGCCAGUGAAAUGGAUGUUUCAAAUGUUGGCUGGCUGCCCUUGGCCAGUUUCGUGGUCUAUGUUCUGGGCUUCUCAUUGGGUUUCGGACCCAUUCCCUGGCUAAUGAUGGGUGAAAUUUUACCCGCAAAAAUUCGUGGUUCUGCAGCUUCUGUUGCUACUGCAUUUAAUUGGACAUGUACAUUUAUUGUUACCAAGACUUUCCCGGAUAUGAUUGAAUCAAUUGGUGGUCAUGGUGCAUUUUGGCUUUUCGGUGUAGUUUGCGUAAUUGCAUUGUUCUUUGUAAUUGUCUAUGUGCCAGAAACCCAAGGCAAGACCCUGGAGGAUAUUGAACGAAAAAUGAUGGGCCGUGUUAGACGUAUGUCAUCGGUGGCCAAUAUCAAACCAUUGUCUUUCAACAUGUAAACAAUCUGAAUAGUGUGAUGCUAACGAAUAUUAAUGACGAGUGCAAACAAAAACCAGAAUAAAAAAUCCUCAUGAUGUAUAGUAGAAUAAGCCAUAAUUGUCGCUGCACCAUCAACAAAUCUUCACCUUUGCCAUGCAUAAUAUAAUCCCAUUUUUAAAAGAAAUACACAUUAAGAAAAACCAAAUAUUAGCUAUAAGUAGUAAGCAAGUCGGAGAAGUGUGGGCUAAAACCUCUAGCCCAUCAGUUAGACAGGCAGUUAGUGUUUCUUUAUACAAGAAAACAGAAUCGUUAUAUUAGAAAAGCAAAAGAGAACAUAACGUAUUUAAAGCUUAGCUUUCAUUGUCAUUAUUAAUAUUAUUUUUGUUAUUGUAUAAGCGAAUGAAUAUGAAACGAUUGGUAUUUUAUUUUUUAAAUUGUCUAAAAUAAUUAUAAAUAAUAAUUUAUGUUAAAAAAAAAAAACAAAAAGUAUACGCGCAUUGUACCAACAUAAUUGUCAUCAAUGUAGGCAUUGAUGAUAGUCAUUGGUUCUAAUGACAGUUUUUUCUUUUUUGAUGAGCAGUUGUAGUCUAUAAAUGUAGAGAUUUUAACUAUAGUUUUGUUGUAUUAACAAAAUAUGUAGAUCAUCUAACUCCUCUUAUUUUCUUUUAAUAAUUUGUAUUGUUAUUAUGAAUUAAGUUUAAGAAAUAUCAAUAAUAAUAAUAAAAUGUUGUAAUGUGAGAACAAUAUGUAUGGAUCUUUACACAGACACCGAUACAAUUUUACUAUAUUUUAUAAAUUAUUAUUUAAAUGUUUUUAAAUAAACUAAAACAGUAAA
Messenger RNA from Musca domestica (house fly), 3745 nucleotides. RefSeq names its product facilitated trehalose transporter Tret1 (gene Tret1-1). NCBI's taxonomy places the organism in Eukaryota, Metazoa, Arthropoda, Insecta, Diptera, Muscidae. Gene Ontology annotation, cellular component: membrane. The record is from RefSeq and is a predicted model, not a curated record. Gene Ontology annotation, biological process: transmembrane transport; carbohydrate transport. Gene Ontology annotation, molecular function: sugar transmembrane transporter activity. The transcript has 8 exons. Bases 408 to 2930 code for a protein of 840 amino acids.